This is a messenger RNA of Fulvia fulva, 744 nucleotides long. RefSeq names its product Triosephosphate isomerase. The transcript has 2 exons. NCBI's taxonomy places the organism in Eukaryota, Fungi, Ascomycota, Dothideomycetes, Mycosphaerellales, Mycosphaerellaceae. Gene Ontology annotation, molecular function: triose-phosphate isomerase activity. The record is from RefSeq and is a predicted model, not a curated record. The coding region runs from base 1 to 744 and encodes 247 amino acids. Gene Ontology annotation, cellular component: cytosol. Gene Ontology annotation, biological process: glycolytic process; gluconeogenesis; glyceraldehyde-3-phosphate biosynthetic process.
AUGGCACGCCAAUUCUUCGUGGGCGGUAACUUCAAGAUGAACGGCGACAUCACAACCAUCAAAGAAAUCGUCUCCCACCUCAACUCCGCCAAAGUCGACCCAAACACCGAAGUCGUCAUCUCCCCACCCGCCCUCUACCUGCUCCUAACCCGCGAGCACCUCCGCUCGGGCAUCGAAGUCGCCGCCCAAAACGUCUUCGACAAGCCCAACGGCGCCUUCACCGGUGAGAUUUCCGUCUCGCAGCUCAAGGGCUCCAACAUCACCUGGACGCUCAUCGGGCACUCGGAGCGUCGCGUCAUCUUGCAAGAGAGCGACGCUUUCAUCGCUUCUAAGACGAAGACAGCGAUUGAUGGCGGAUUGGGUGUCAUUCUCUGUGUUGGUGAGACGUUGGAGCAGAGGGAGGGGAACAAGACGAAGGAGGUUGUGCUCUCGCAGCUCAGCGCUGUGGCCAAGGAGGUGAAGGAUUGGAGUAAGGUCGUCGUGGCGUAUGAGCCUGUGUGGGCGAUCGGAACCGGCAAGGUCGCGACGACUGAGCAGGCGCAGGAGGUGCACAAGGACAUCCGGGAGUGGAUUGCGAAGGAUCUGGGUAAGGAGGCAGCGGAGAAGACGAGGAUUAUCUAUGGUGGAAGUGUCAGUGAGAAGAACUGCAAGCAGCUGGCGAAGGAAGCUGAUAUUGAUGGGUUCCUUGUUGGUGGUGCUAGCUUGAAGCCGGCGUUUGUGGAUAUUAUCAAUGCGAAGCAGUGA